This is a messenger RNA of Rhodamnia argentea, 1404 nucleotides long. Its product is annotated as NAC domain-containing protein 92. Lineage: Eukaryota; Viridiplantae; Streptophyta; Magnoliopsida; Myrtales; Myrtaceae. Gene Ontology annotation, molecular function: DNA binding. Bases 148 to 1221 code for a protein of 357 amino acids. The record is from RefSeq and is a predicted model, not a curated record. The transcript is spliced from 3 exons. Gene Ontology annotation, biological process: regulation of DNA-templated transcription.
UAGCGUGAGGAGUGGGCUUUGUUAUUUAUAGGCAUGAACCGUACUUGAGUCCUGGAUUGGCUCAUUCCUGGGGGGACUUCGAGGAAGAAAGGAAGGACAAAAAAGUGUUGGGAAAAAUCAUCGUCUGAAUCUGAAUCAAGAAAGAGAAUGGAGGAAACCCUUCCUCCUGGAUUCAGAUUCCACCCCACCGAUGAGGAGCUCAUCACUUGUUAUCUUGCUCGCAAGGUCUCCGACGUCAGGUUCGCAUCGAAAGCCGUCGCCGACGUCGAUCUUAACAAGUGCGAGCCUUGGGAUCUUCCAGGCAAGGCAUCAAUGGGGGAGAAAGAAUGGUAUUUCUUCAGCUUGAGGGAUCGGAAAUACCCGACCGGACUCCGGACGAACCGAGCAACGGAAGCGGGGUAUUGGAAAACCACAGGGAAGGACAAGGAGAUAUUCCGGGGAGGCAUCUUGGUAGGGAUGAAGAAAACCCUAGUCUUUUACAAGGGAAGAGCUCCGAGGGGUGAGAAGAGCAACUGGGUCAUGCAUGAGUAUAGGCUAGAGAAUAAGCAUUCUUUUAAACCCACCAAGGAGGAAUGGGUGGUAUGUAGGGUGUUCCAGAAGACAACCGUGAAGAAGCCACAGCCGGCACUGUCCUCUGAGCAAUCUCCAGACUCGCCUAGCGACACAAACUCAGCACUUCACGACCAGUAUGGAGAUAUUGAACUAUCAAAUAGUUUAACCGGCAUGCCUAAUAACGCAUCGAACGGGUUCACCAACAUUAAUUUAGCUCAAAACUACACUAAUCAGAGUGAUAGUACUGCCUUCAACAUGCAAAGCAAUCCCCACAUGAACACGAUGACCAAUUGGCCUUCAUCGGCAAGGGAAACCAUCGCCGGCCUACCGUCUCUCUCGUGGCCCUCGAGCUUGCUGAGCUCGAAUUUAGCUGUGAAUGCCUUCCUUCUUAAGGCGCUUCAGGUGAAGAACAACGGCAGCUACAGUCAACAGCCAAGAGACCAAGCAGCAACAUUGUUAGGCACUUGUGACUACUCUAAUCAUCUUCAGCCACAGCAAGCAGCACAAGGAGCUUCUCAUCAUCAUCAUAAUCUGUUCGGAAUGAGCGAACUAACAUCUUCAGCGAGCUUUAAUGCGUCUUCGAGCUCGAAGGAUUUGGAAUUGUCGGUGCCGGAUCAUCAACAGCAGGAGCAACCAUUCAGUUGGACUCCAUUGAGUGAUGGCAUUUGAAACCUGCGAAAAUAGCUAACUUUUCAAAGAUAUUACUAUCGUGUCGAAUGGUCUCAACUGUGUAAUAGCUAUAAAAGCUUAGACCAUGUUUUGUAUGUUCAAUGUUUUACCUCGUUAUCUAGGUCAAUAUGUAUGUAAAGCUCAUAUCGCGUAGUCUGCAAAUCUCCGUGCUUUCAUCUUUUA